UGCGCAUCUCGAGGGCAGUUGUUUGGGAGUUUCUGAUCCUGCUGGAGUUUUCUGGGGACAUGAGUGAAGAUGGAUGAGGAUGGGUUUGAGGUCCCAGAGAGGGCCGAGUACCGCUACCUGGUGCACGAGGAGGACGAGGAGGAGGUGCAGUACGUCCGUCACAGGCACUACAUCAGCCCCUUCCUGGUGCUGUCCAGGCGCUGCAUCUUCCUCAUCUGCCUCGGCGUGUUGUCUUUGCUCGCUCUCGCCACCUACCUGGGCUACAUGGCCCAGACUCUGCCGCCGGGACUGGCCCAGGUGUUGACAGACUGCGGAGAGUUCAGAGGAAGACACAAAAAUGGAGCGUUCUCCUUCAAGGGUAUUCCCUACGCUGCCCCACCUGUCGGCAGCCUCCGCUGGGCUGCUCCGGCUGACCCGGUGUGCAGGAGCGGGGUGGUGGAAGCCAGCCGCUUCCGCAGCGUGUGCCCUCAGGUGCGGCCCAUGUCCAGCAGGGGGAGGGUGAUGGGCCAGGAGGACUGUCUCUUCGUCAACGUGUGGACGCCCAGUCUGCAGCGGGACGCCCAGCUUCCCGUCAUGGUCUGGAUCCACGGCGGAUACCUGCACAUGCUCAGCGGAGGAGAGCCCGGGUACUCGCCCACGGAGAAGCUCGCCGCCGACACGGGAAUAGUGUACGUCAGCUUCAACUACAGACUCAACGCUUUCGGCUUCCUGGCUCUGGAGAUGCUGAGGGAAGGCUCUCCGAGGAACACGUCAGGGAAUUAUGGUUUCCUGGACCAGAUUGCAGCUCUGAAGUGGGUCCAGAGGAACAUUCAUGUGUUCGGAGGAGACCCUGGGAAGGUCACCAUAUUUGGACAAAGCUCAGGAGGGACCUCCGUAUGGACCCUGAUGAUGUCCCCGCUGGCCAAAGGGCUCUUCCACGCCGCAGUGGACAUGAGCGGCUCGUACGUCUACAAUGCUACGCUGAAACAAGCCGAGGCCGACAACCUGGUGUUUCUGACUGAAACGGGCUGCACGGACCCGGCCUGCCUCCGAGGCCUCUCCGUGAAGCAGAUCCUGCAGGCCGUCCCCUGGCAGAAGUAUCCGUCCUGGGCAGCAGAAGAGUUCACAGACCUCCCUACUCCAGGUCAUUUCAUCGGUCCAGUCGCCGUCGUGGACGGGUAUGUCCUGGAGGCGCCGCCGUUCGAGCUGUGGCAGAAGAAGGGAGUUUACAACGAUGUCCCUUUCCUCGUUGGUACGACGGAGCAGGAGGCCGACUUCAGUCCUCCGUCUGUGAACAUCUCCAUGUGGACCUGGGGGGACUAUCGGUGGUUUGUGACAGAAAAACUUAAGUCCUUCAGUCCGGAUCUGCCUAAAGAAGCUCUGGACCUGUAUCCGCCCUCGGCCGUCUGUCCCACCACAGACCGCUGUCCAGAGAGGGCCUACACCACCAUGGUGUCCGACAUCAGAGUCACCUGUCCCAACAACGACCUGGCCCGGAGGGCUGCAGCGGCCCUCCGGAGUCCGGUGUACCGCUACGUGGUGACCCACACACCGGCCGGACCGGUCAACGUCUCCGGUGACCUGCUCACUUUCCCCAGCCGCUUCUCCUUCCACUGUCUGGAUGCUGUGGCUUUCUUAGGAGGACUGGAGUUGUUCCUGGGAAAACCUCUCUCUGACAGAGACAGGAGCUUCCAGGAUCUCAUCACAAAGCACCUCGUCAGCUUUGCCAAAACAGGUAAGAUGGAGGCGCAGUGGCCUGCUUACCCAGAAGCCACUGCUCUGCUGUCCCACAACCUGACGGUGGUCCACAACUACUCGUCCACUCGCUGUGACCUGUGGAAGAAGAACGGCCUGUUCGCCUAUGCCUGGAUGAACUGAGCAGACGCAGCUUCCCGGUUUCUAACCACAUUCUGUUGAAGCUAACUUCAGAAUCACCAUUUGAAUUUGCUCUAAAAUCUUAUAAUUGUGUUUUUAAAAAAGAAAGCAGAUGAUUUUAUGUGACGUUCAGGAUCUCGCCGUCUGGCUGCGUUAAAAAUGUCUUUGUGGACUGAAGAGAGGCUUGAAAAAAAAUCAUCCAGCUUCUGCGUGGGGGCGUACCCAUCAGAAGUUGAUGUUCAUCUGUUUUUGUAAUUGUGUUGUGAUGUGGGUGAAUUAAGCUUUUAUCAGACUGUAAGUCUGUCUGGAGAACUGAAGAAGUUUAAAGGAAACUAAUAGACCAAAGUGAAGGUGAAGUGCACAGUGGACCUGAGCCAGGGUUGUUAACAUGAAGAAACAGUGACCACUUUAUGACGAGGAAAAACAUGUGGCCGUGAUUACCAGGCCAUGUGGAUGUUUCUGCUUCUCUUAAUUCUAAAGGGACCAAAUGUCAUUAACGAGUAAUUCCUUCUUUUUUCAAAGCUGAUAGUUUCUAAAGGUCUGAAUUAAAUAUCUGUGAAGUUGUUUGUUGAAAACACUGCUGCGAUGCAGCACAAAACGGGUGAAAUGAUCUAAUUAAAUCUAAAUAUACAUGUCUUCCCCUUGUUUCAGAUGUGCAGCAGUUACAACUCUUGAGUUUCUUUGCCUCUUUAAAUUUGUCAGAUUAGAUUUCCAGUCGCCCCGGACACAGAACUGCUGCAUUUUCCUCUAGCUGGUUCUGGUAGUUUCCAGAAACUUUAAAUACUACAAAUCUUUAACCAGAUUGAGAUGUGGCCUUUGACUAGAUAAUUCUAUGACGUAAAACUACGGGACUGUUGUUUUUGUGGAGACUCUGGAUGUGAGACACGUUUGAUUAGAUUUAACACCAACCAGUGUUGGUUCUGUUCUCACUGAUGCCGCCGCUGCCGUGCUUCACUGUGGUUUCAUGUUCUCAAGAGUGAAUAAACAUCUUGGAUGUUGUUACCAACACAGACCAGAAAUGUAACGUUCGUCUCACAUGAGGAUAUGAUUAGAAGAUGUACUUCAGUUUUGAUUCAGAACUUCAGAAACGGCUGAACUGUCUCCGGGAGUGAAUUUCAGAGGGAUUUUUAUUUGUUUUUGGAAAACGUGGUGUGUGGGAAUGAGAGAAUGAGAGAUUGAGUUUAAAACUUGUAUCUUCAAAGGAUGUUGUUGAGUUUUGUUAAAUCCUGCCGUUUGCACUGAUGACUAACAUUUUAAUGUUUUUUCUAACGUUUUAGGUCUGUUCCUUUGCACCUUCCUGUCAGCAUUUUCUAUCAUUUCUUUAUCUGAAGUCUUAAUUAGUCGAACAAAGUUCAAUCGUCUAUCAAGUUGCUGUUUUUUUAUUUUGCAAAUAAUUCCUCAGGCAUCAUGCUUUCCUGUGUAUUAUUGAUGUUCAAUUUUACUUUAUUUUAAGCCAGAUACAUUGACAUCGUGUGAAUAAUUGUAUUUUUUCUUCUAUCAAGGUUUGUGAACAUGAAUUAUCUGGACAUUUGAGCUGAAGACAUUUAUUUCUCUUAAUUUCCAUCCAACAUGAUCAGAACUUUUACAGAAAUGUUGCCAAACAAUAAAUGAAUAAUGCAGAUUAAAACACUAUUUUUGUAUGAAUAUUUGCACAGAGCAAGAAAACAGAAGUAUUGAAGUGAAGUCUGAAAUUGAAGUGAAAACAUUACAGUAAAUAAAUUGCAUAAAAACUAUGU
Messenger RNA from Cololabis saira (Pacific saury), 3590 nucleotides. Its product is annotated as para-nitrobenzyl esterase. The record is from RefSeq and is a predicted model, not a curated record. Bases 70 to 1857 code for a protein of 595 amino acids. The transcript has 10 exons. Lineage: Eukaryota; Metazoa; Chordata; Actinopteri; Beloniformes; Belonidae.